ACCAUUGGACAGGGAAGAGCAACAAGAGGCGGGAGAGAACACACCUUAGUAACAGUAGUUACUCUUUAACUUGCCCUUCUGAGAGGCAGCCGUAUAGCACAACUCGUUCAACCUUUGAACACAGUUUUCCACGUCACAGACAAAGCUAAACGAAUUUCUAAAGCUGGUGAGAAAUCUGUGGGCACACAGAAACAGAGUGAUCUCUCAGGCUACGGGGAUUUCAUGGAUAGGUGACCAGUGCCUCACUGCGUUGUUAAAAGACCAGUCGGCAGACAUUUGUACCUGAGGAGGGACUUCAUAGUGUCACCAAGCGAAGCUCUGAAGAAUCAACUUCUAUGUGGACAACAGAACUUUUUUUUGACAACCACCUGCAACUGGGGUGAUGACCGGCCUUCAACAUCCUCUCCAAGUCUAACUGACCUUUUACCCAAUGAAGAUAAUAUAGAAAGCCAGCUCGUGAAUGGGAUGAACAAGAGAAAAUUCUAAGUUCUUCUGGAUCUUGUAGAAAGAAAGUGCACAAUAACAAUCUGAUGGUUCAAUGCAAGAGCUAAUGAUAACUUAAAAACAAAUGUUUGAUUAAGAAGCGGCGACUCACAAAGCCCUUACAACCCCUCACAAAAAAGACAGCACAAAUAUUAACAAAGUCAGAUGGAAUCAUCAGUAAAUGAAACAACUGCACAAACACCAACUAAAAAUGCUACAGUCACAGACAUGCCAACGACUCCCAGUCAUAACUGGGAGUUAAUGGUAGGCGUUUUAGUCACAGCCAUCUCUGUCUCCCUUCUCAUUGCUGUCCUGGCAAAAUGCCAGGUGAUUCGACGUUACCUGGCCAGCUACAGACACACAAGGCUGAGGGAGUCAGACGCUAUCAGCCAGAACGAACCACCAGGUUUAGAGGUGGAAUUUGACAUACGGGGGAGGCGUGAAAUGAGCCCUCACUCUCUCCCUCCUGUGAGCGAGGAGGACGAUGACGGCUUCAUUGAAGACAACUACAUCCCAGCGAGUGAAAGAGCCAGAGCUGAGCGAGCAGCUCAGAGCAUAGAAUUAGACACAGAGGAGGAGAUGGAUGAGAUUGAAUUUAGUAUCACUUAGGUACUUGGGUGGAGUGUUUCAACACAUAUUUUUACUGAGGAUUUGUUAGUCAGGCCAGUGCUCUUUGAGCCACAAAUUUCACUCCCUAUAUUUUCAUUUGUUCAAUGAGUUUUGAGAUGUCUUCUCUGACAAAAUGGCCAAUUGUUUAAAAAAUAGUUAAUGUGUCGGAAUGGUACAUUUUCAUAACAAAGAAAAUUACCAAUAAAAGCCUAACAAUGAUUUAUCGCAUCCUGUUUUCUGGAAACUGUACUGCUUUUGCAGAUACUGUUAUGAUAUUUUUCUGUCAUUAAUAUUCUUUUGUGGAAAAGUAAGAACCACCUCAGCAUCAGCUUGAAAUAUCCAAAGAUCCCAUCACAUUGUCUCCUCUUAAUACCUGCCCUGUGUUUUCUUUGAUAUUGUGGUUCUGAAAUUUGCAUCCUUGGUUCAGACAAAUAGCUUCCCAUAAACACUUCAAUAUGAAGCAGAAUUCUGAAUCAAAUGAACGACUUUAAGCAGUAUAAGUACAGUAUUCCAACAAUGCCAAAACCAUCGACAUAACUGAUAACAUUUAUUGAGAAGAAUUUCAUCUGUACAACCAAAGAGAAAAAUGCAGUUUACAAUCAAUAUUUAGAUGAACGUCUUAUAAAGUCUAAGAAAAAUUCCCGUGAGUUUUAUGAGGACUUAUAUGAGAACACAGUGUGAUGAUGACAAAGCAGGUUUUCUUGCAUGGUUAAGUCUGCCCAUUUAACUUUAUCAUAAUCAAAACCACUUCUAUCGACAAUGGAAUUGUUCAUAUGUAUGUCCUAAUUAGUUUGUUUACUUUCUGAUUUGUGGAAAUAAAGAUGUCCACUUCUUUUUCCAUUAUAUACACAUUUCGUGGGUGGUUAAUAAAUUUGCUUGUACCUUUUACAGCAAAGCGGUUCCUGACUAAAAUCUUGUUCGCACUGUCAUAAUAAGAGUGAAAAAUUAAAGGCAAAUGUUAGUAUGAGUUGAUUUCAGAUAUAAACGAGAAGUGGUUAUACAUUUUUUAACAUGUUGAGCUCAAUUUUUUUCUACAAAUCAGAAGUAAGAAAAUGAGUCAUAAAUGGUUAAGAAUAAGUUCUAGUGAAAUAUGAACCUAGUUUUAGAGCCGAAGCUUUGGAUGUUUAAAUGUAAACUGGAAAGACACGUCUGUUUGCAUUUGAUGGCUGGAUAUUGGGCUUAAACUGCACUGUUCUUUACUGAGCAAUUUAAAAGAUGAGUUGGUGUCUGCUUGUUGAAACACUUCAUUUGGAUGUUACUGUAUUUUUCUUUUUUAUCUUUUUCUAAAUAAUUUUGUGACUUUUUUGUCUGUUGCUUGGUAAUGAGUGCUUAAUAAUCACAGGAUUAAAAAAAUUUGAAACACUGAGGUGUAUGGUUUAUAAGCAGUACAAAUUAUCAUUCUAUCUUUUGACACUAUUGGGCUUAUCUAAUUAACUCAUUUAUUUAUUGAGUUGAAUGCACCACAAUGCAUACAAAUCUCAUCUAGUUAAAACUUGGAAUGAAACAAAAGUCAUGCAAAGUGGAGAAAAAUAUGUUUUGUAAAGAUAUGUUUUGUUAAAUUGUUUGUGUAUGAGUGCUUGUAAAUGCAUAAAAUAUGUGCUUAUGUAAAAAAGUUACAUAAA
This is a messenger RNA of Menidia menidia (Atlantic silverside), 2714 nucleotides long. NCBI's taxonomy places the organism in Eukaryota, Metazoa, Chordata, Actinopteri, Atheriniformes, Atherinopsidae. The record is from the annotation of a GenBank genome assembly.